Messenger RNA from Hyaloscypha bicolor E, 1445 nucleotides. RefSeq lists its product as uncharacterized. The coding region runs from base 58 to 1095 and encodes 345 amino acids. The transcript is spliced from 3 exons. Lineage: Eukaryota; Fungi; Ascomycota; Leotiomycetes; Helotiales; Hyaloscyphaceae. The record is from RefSeq and is a predicted model, not a curated record.
CUUUAGUCAAGUUUCGAUGUUCUUUCUCUAAGUCGCGAACCUAUCUUCACUUCCACCAUGGCGGCCCCCGGCUGCAACUUCUCCGGCCACCAAGAUAUGUACGGACUGGGCAUCCGUAUUGGAUUCUACUGUCUUUGGUUUGGAACAGUUCUCGCGUCUUGGGUUGCACGAGGAGAAUUUCGUCUCAUGAAACUUACCUACUUCUUUUUCGUCGGUGCCAUAUUCCUCGCCGUCAUCUUUCAAACCACGAAGAACACUCUUCUACCCGUAGAAACAUAUAUUGUUCUACUCCUGGCUUUCGGGGGUUACUUGAAUGUCGUACCGCUUUACCUCUGGAAGGGGUUCACUUGGUGUGAGCCGAGAAUGGACCCCAGCAGAUAUCCGCGAGCGAGCACAGGCAGAAUCUUCCAGCUGAUGAAUUUCACACUCAUGAUUGCGUUAUCUGUAUUUCAGUUAUGGUUCUGGAUUCGUCGAGUCAAUGCUGCUGCUUCCGAUGGCUGCGUUGAGUUUGGCUUCUUCUUUGCGCAGCUUCAGCUCAACGGAAAGGGAUUCGUGGUCGCAAACAUUUUGUUCCACUUCUCUUUAUUGUUCACCUGUAUUGGGGUUGUGGGCUUUAUUCUUGCGAAACAAUAUGGACUUUAUGAGGGUAGGAGGCACAAAAGGAUCGGCAAACGUCAGAAAUACUCCCUCCAACGACUCCAAGCAAUAUCCGAUACCAUCGUCGCCAGCGUACUCGUAACAGCGAUCGAACUCCUCAUCCGCUGGAACGGCAUACAAGGUGUUAACUCGGUCUCCACUUCCGGGCAGACAAUACCAAUGAUAGUCGGUAUUGGUCUGGUAGCGAGAGUUCUAUACAUCGGCAUAUCGGGAGAUGUAGACAAUUAUGAUGACGAUUGGAGUUCGAGUGGCUAUGGAAGCUAUUAUUCCGGGUCGAAGAGCUCGGGGCCCAGAUCGGAGGAUGGCGGAGGACCGGCUCCUGCUGCUUGGCCGGCUCCUGCUCCUCCACCUAUGGCACCUGCUUAUGGUGGGGGUUAUCCAAGGCCGCCACCUGGGGGUCCUCCUCCUCCUCCUCCCCCGCCACCUCCUGGACACUAGAGAAGCAGGUGAAGCUCACCCAAGUGAAUGCCAACUUGACUUUACGAUGAUGUUUGAAACCAUUUUGUUUCUUCAGUCGAAAAUGCCUCGGCUGAGUCCGAUCCUCUCUCUAAUUGAAGCUAUCAAUAUCAGAUGGAAUGCCUGAAACAACCUCAGGUAGAUCUGAAGUCUACCACCUCGCAGUAUUACACUGAAUGUAGUCCUUGGGCUAAAAGUUUUAUUGGGGAAAAAAAUAUAACGUUCUUCUUUGUUCCUUCGCUCCAGCCAAGCUGGCAUUUCUCCCACGCUCGUUUUUCUUGCGCGUCGUCAGCUCAGCUUCUUUCAACAACUUCAUCAAUCUUGUAGCAUAG